AUGUUCCAUCAUUUCUUUCUUUCUUUUCUUUAUUCCUUUUCUUUCUCUUUUUCUUAUAGUUUUCAUUUUCUUUCUUUCAUUUUUCAUUUUCUAUCUUUCUUUUUUCAUAAUUUCGUUUUAUUUAUUUCUUUUUUCACUUUUCAUUUUCUUUCUUUCUUUCUUUCUUUCUUUCUUUCUUUUUUAUAUUUACCCCUUAUUUAUUUAUUUCUCAUUUUUCAUUUUCUUUCUUUCUUUCUUUCUUUCUUUCUUUCUUUCUUUCUUUCUUUCUUUCUUUCUUACCCAAUCACCAUUCUUCUUCCUGUCAUUUUUCACUCUCCUCCUCAUUAUCAUUCAACUACGUAUUUACUCCAACUUCUUUCCCCCAACCAAUUCAUUUUGUUCAUCUUUCAACCAGCAACUCUAUUGACUUUCUCUCCAAAAUUCUCUAUUCAUUUCAUUAACUCUCCCAUUUAUUUAUCUUCUCUCCCUCACUCGUCCAUUUGCCGAUCAAUCCAUGUCUCUCUUUUCCUACUUUCCAUUUGUCUUUUUACUUUUUCUUCUUCUUCUUCUUCUUCUUCUUCUUGCUCAUCCCCCCCCAGAAUUCUCUUCAUCUGUUUAUCUUCCAAUUUGUUUGUCUGCUCACCAAACUUCCUUCACUGA
Molecule: messenger RNA, 639 nt
Organism: Acanthosepion pharaonis
Lineage: Eukaryota; Metazoa; Mollusca; Cephalopoda; Sepiida; Sepiidae
Source: the annotation of a GenBank genome assembly